CUUUUGGUGUUGCUCUAACCCUUUCGGCUGCGCUGCGCACGUCCCCUCCCACGAGAAACACCCCACGUCUCAAGCUGCCCCUUUCUCACCGCCGCGGCCGCCACGCGCAGCAGCAACCGAGCAGGAGCGCAGCCAGCAAGCUCAGGCCCGAGCCCUACUGCAACCGCCGCUGCUACCGCACUGAACACCAUGGCCGACCCGGCGGAGCACCGUCCAGCGGAGGAGGACGAGGAAGCCGCGGCGGCCGGCGAGGAUGAGGACACCGGCGCUCAGGUCGCGCCCAUCGUGAAGCUGGAGGAGGUCGCCGUUACCACCGGAGAGGAGGACGAGGACGUACUUGUCGACAUGAAGGCGAAGCUCUACCGGUUCGACAAGGAGGCGAACCAGUGGAAAGAACGUGGCACAGGCACUGUGAAGCUGCUUAAGCACAAGGAGACCGCCAAGGUCCGCCUCGUCAUGCGUCAGGCGAAGACGCUUAAGAUCUGUGCUAACCAUCUUGUGGUGGCGACGACUAAGAUGCAGGAGCACGCAGGGAGCGACAAGUCGUGCGUGUGGCACGCGCUGGACUUCGCCGACGGUGAGCUCAAGGAGGAGAUGUUUGCUAUCCGUUUUGGAUCUGUCGAGAAUUGCAAGAAGUUCAAGGACACUGUUGAAGAGAUAGCUGAAGAGCAAGGAAAGACCGAGGUGAAAGAAAACGAGGAAGUCUCCAUUGCCGCCGCAGAUUUGGUACAGAAGUUAACAGUGACAGAGGCUAGCAAGGAGGGAGAUGCAGAGGAAGAGGAGGCUCCUGCAUCUGACCAUAAGAAGGAUGCUAAAGGGUAAAGAUUGAAGGCAAACAAGGCCAAAUGAUUAUGAUUCCAUUCAUUUCGUUGUCAAGGUUCAUCUUCCCCACAAAUUUUCAUUACAAAGUUUCAUUGCAUUUUCUCCUGAGAUGAUUUGUGUGUGUGUGUGUGUGUGUGUGUGUGUGUGUUGGGUGAAAUCUGAGUUGUCAGUCAUCUACAUGUCUUUCUUGGUUGUUAGACUUAUUCUCAGUCGCCUGUUUAUCUGGGAUGGCUAGGUACAUCAUGUUUGUACAAUUAUUUGGGGUUGAUUUUGGAAUGGCUCUAAAGCUCGAGAUGAGAUAGAUGGUAUCAUGGUAGUUAUUAGUGAUGAUUUCUUUUCGCUUCUUGUUCGUUCGUUCUGAAAUAAUAUGGGAUGCUUUGUUAUACUUGUUGAUCCAUUAUUAGCUUGAUGC
Molecule: messenger RNA, 1234 nt
Organism: Zea mays
Lineage: Eukaryota; Viridiplantae; Streptophyta; Magnoliopsida; Poales; Poaceae
Biological process (GO): nucleocytoplasmic transport
Cellular component (GO): cytoplasm; nuclear pore
Molecular function (GO): GTPase activator activity
Source: RefSeq, marked validated